AUGAAGUUUUGUCUCAGGGCGUCUUUCAACUUCCGUGUCAACUCAGGGACUGAUCUUUCCGUCUCUGACACAGCAAUUCUCACCCAACCUUCUCUGGCCUCCCCGUAUCGAGACAUUAAAACUCCCCCCGGCUCGUUCAACCGGACCCAAGUCCGGGAAAAGCAAGUUUUUGCAGCCGUCGGCGUUGGACGCUGGAUAUCGGCGGUGCGUGAGGAAAUCAACACGAGGACGACGAGUAUGGAUGGGACCAUCCAGUCGCCCAUCGUCCACCGGCCACCUCCAGUGUGUCGUCCAUUCGUUCAGCCAUUAUUUGAUUUGCCCAUUCACUCGCGUAUCAAGAACACCACCUUCACUCAUCCCUUUGUUCUCAGCUCCUCCCUCUCCCUCGUUCACUAUUAUCCACACUUCCAUCCUUUAUUUCACCUGUUCUUCAGAUUCCAACGCAGCAUCCAACACAACGACCUAGCAGGCACAUACUCGGCUGUCGACACCAACAAUACGACAAGACCCCUCCAUUUAUUUGACAAGGGAACCGACGUCUAG
Messenger RNA from Sodiomyces alkalinus F11, 543 nucleotides. RefSeq lists its product as hypothetical. NCBI's taxonomy places the organism in Eukaryota, Fungi, Ascomycota, Sordariomycetes, Glomerellales, Plectosphaerellaceae. The record is from RefSeq and is a predicted model, not a curated record. Bases 1 to 543 code for a protein of 180 amino acids. The transcript has 6 exons.